Molecule: messenger RNA, 1020 nt
Organism: Manihot esculenta (cassava)
Lineage: Eukaryota; Viridiplantae; Streptophyta; Magnoliopsida; Malpighiales; Euphorbiaceae
Exons: 4
Coding region: 358-846 (162 amino acids)
Source: RefSeq, a predicted model, not a curated record
CUCUGCAAAUCCAAGAAAAGCAAAAAAGUGGGAGAUUGUUAAGAUUUUCAAACGAACUACAGCUGCUCUUCUCAAAAGCAAGAAAGCAAAAAAGAGCUAUUUGUCUCUCGUCUAUAGAGAGAAAAUCAAAGAUAUAAUGGCUUCUACAGAGACCCAAUAGUGAAAGAGAAAGGUUAUGAAAACUAAAGAAGAAUAUCAAGAAAAAAAAGAGAAAAGGUUAAGGAAACUGUGGGAAUCUUUCUUCAUCUUUCACUGUUUAGUUGAUCCCACAUCGCCACCUCUCUUCUUCUCUCCUGGAUACUGAAACAAAGCUGGAUUUUCUCUGUUUCUGGCAUUAGCUUAUGAGCAUUUCUCCCCAUGGGAUUGUCAUGUGGGGAGCAUGAUUUUGGUGACAGAGAAAGUGAAGUGCCACUAGCGGAUGAGACCAGACGGAGCAGACAAAGGUGUAGUGACAUGGAUUUACACCAUCAUGCAGUUGAAUUUGAUGUUGAACUCUGGCCUGUUGAACACCCAAAGGAGCCCCAGGAUGAAGAUCGCCCUCUCAAAUGCCCAAUUCCAGCUUCUUCUCUUGUUAAUGAUGGAAGCUCGCGUGAGGAGAGGUAUGGAUACGGUGAGAGCUUGAGGAUGAGAACAGAGGUUCCAGCAAUGGUGAACAAAGAAGGCAUUGUUAUUGUGGCUGCAGAACCUCCAAUUCAAGCAGUGCGUAAAAGGCACCAUACUCUUACCCAUGGAGAUCAUACAAUAACAUCAAGAAUGCCUCAUCUUCCUCCUCUUCCUACCCAGAAUGUCACCAUCUUUCAAAUGCUUCAACAGUUAGAUGAGUUUGAGUGUAGCAAAAGUAGAUAAAAAUAAUUGUAUUCCAUGUUUUCUCAUCUAUCUUCUGUUUCUUUCAAUCAAAUAGCCGAGGGAUGAGCUUCUUCUUGAUAAGAUAAAUGUAGCUUUAAUAGAGAAACAAAAUCCAAGAUGUAGCAAGGUUCAUGUUCCUUACCUGAGCAAGAUAUUGGUCUAUAAUUUUCUUCU